UCGAAGACAACAGCUUGUCUUCGAGUCUGUUUGUGAAGGACUGAAGCCAAGAAACAACUGAGAAUCUCCACUGUUCUGAACUCUAAUGCAAGAAAGAGCACCGACAGCCGCUCAUCGAUGCAUUUAACGAGACCAAAGUCCUCUAAAGGGCGAAGCAGACCGGCUGUAAACAGCUCGCUGUAUGGAGGGGACGCUGACAGCAUCCAAGGGACAUCAGUGUCUCCAGACUCUUCUGUGCACGGCAGGCCGGACAGAAACCUCCGCUCCCAGUCGCAGCCCAUAAUGUGGCAGGCCAGCCAGCUGAACCAGGAUGAGGUUCUGGAGAUGCUGCAGAACGCCCCCUCUGCUCCACCACAGUCCUUAAACAAGUACAAGGUCCUACCAUCCAUAGGGAGGAGGCAGUCAGAGGUGAGUCCUCCUGGGAGAAGCCUGGACAAAAAUAUGUCCAAGCUCAGCCUGUCUGAUGGUGCCAUAAUGCAGCAAAGGCAUGAGGAGCCAGAUCUCCCCAAAGGGAAAGAUGCGAGGCCUCAGCUCCCUGAUCCAGGACCAGUAGUGACCAAAGAAGCUGGGAGUUUGCUCCUAGCUAUCAGAGCACCAUGUGGUAGAAGGUUUCAACAACAUUUUGACCCCACAGACACUCUGCUGAUGGUGAGAGUAAGUGCAGAGCUCAAGUACGGAGUCAAGUAUGGAGAGGCUGACAUUGAGACCAUGGAUGUGCCCCGCAGGACCUUCACAGACAUGGAUUUGACCUUAGCCCAGUGUGGCAUCUUGAACAGAUCGGUGCUGUGCAUCACUCAGAAUGACAGUGUGGUGGAGGAUGAGUGAGCUUAAGUGAUUUUCAAGUUUCAGCUUGCAGUUGAAGUCUCACUUUGUGACGGUAUUUGAAGCCCACCUCCACUCAAAAAUGUGUGUCACUGAUUGUUUCCUCCCUCGGAUGUUUGAGUCUGUUAAGAAGGUUGAAGUCUGUUUCAAAUAUCACACAUCACUUGUGCA
Messenger RNA from Centropristis striata (black sea bass), 993 nucleotides. RefSeq names its product UBX domain protein 10 (gene ubxn10). Gene Ontology annotation, molecular function: protein binding. The coding region runs from base 118 to 825 and encodes 235 amino acids. The record is from RefSeq and is a predicted model, not a curated record. The transcript has a single exon. NCBI's taxonomy places the organism in Eukaryota, Metazoa, Chordata, Actinopteri, Perciformes, Serranidae.